Molecule: messenger RNA, 1433 nt
Organism: Bactrocera oleae (olive fruit fly)
Lineage: Eukaryota; Metazoa; Arthropoda; Insecta; Diptera; Tephritidae
Gene: Mt2
Product: methyltransferase 2
Cellular component (GO): nucleus
Molecular function (GO): methyltransferase activity
Source: RefSeq, a predicted model, not a curated record
AGUUCACAAUUGAACUUUAAAGCGAGAUUAAUCUUUGAGUAUUGAAUAUACAUUGUUGUAGGUCUUUUAAUUAGAAAAAAAAACUGUAUAACUUUUUAACGUGAAAAAUAUUCAUAGAGUUUUUAUUUGAUUUAAGUUUAAGGCUGUAAGUUUAAUUCUGAACGAAUGAUUUUACGUUCAACUGUUCUCAACACAAAGUGUGAACUAUUUCGUUUCUCAUUUCAAGAAGAAGUUAUAUGUGCCCUACAAGUAUUUACUUGUAAAUGAAACACAAAAGCAUGGAAUUUCGUAUUUUAGAACUCUUUAGUGGCAUUGGUGGAAUGCAUUAUGCUUUUAAUACUUCUGGAUUGCCUGGAACUAUAGUAGCCGCAAUAGACAUCAACACACAUGCCAAUGCGGUGUACGCCCACAAUUAUUCGUCUUCUGUAGUAUGCAACAAUAAUAUACAAAGUUUAACCCCUCGGAAAAUAGAGAGGAUGGACGUAAAUAUGUUACUUAUGUCCCCACCUUGUCAGCCCCACACGAGGGUCGGUAAUCGGUUAGAUAUAGCUGAUAACCGGUCUGAUGCUUUGCAACAUAUUUGUGAUUUGCUACCACAAUGCCACAAAAUACAAUACAUACUAAUGGAAAAUGUCAAAGGGUUUGAGGUGUCAGAAGCGCAUAAGCAAUUUAUUGAAACUUUAAAUACUGCAGGCUACCAUUGGAGGGAAUUUUUACUAACCCCAACACAAUUUGGCGUACCGAAUUCUAGAAGUCGUUACUAUUGUUUAGCACGUCGGAAAGACUUCAAUUUCACUGGUGAAUCUAUUUUAGAAAAAAUACCAAGUGAAUGUGGAAUUCCGGAAAAUGGAUUCAAUGAAACUGUGAUCAGCGACUUGAUUGAACCGGAAGGUCUAAUAACUAAGGACUAUUACGUGCCAGAAAAAAUAUUAACCAAGCGUGUGUGGUUAAUGGAUAUAGUUACUGCAGAAUCAAAAAAGACAAUGUGUUUCACUAAAGCGUAUACCCAUUAUAGCGAAGGCACUGGCUCAAUAUAUACACCUUUGUCUAAGAAAGAUAUGGAUUUAGUAUUUUAUAAGCUAAAAGAGUUAGAAACGUCGGGUGGAAAGGAAGAACUUCGUAUUGAACUACUGAAAAGUUUAAAAUUGCGUUAUUUCACUCCACGUGAAGUUGCAAGAUUAAUGAGCUUUCCAGAUACGUUUGAUUUUCCGACAGAAACAACGAAUCGCCAGAAGUACCGUCUUUUAGGCAAUAGUAUAAACGUGUAUGUUGUUAGUAUAUUAAUAAAAAUUCUAUGCUCCUGAAAAGAAUUUGGUUAAUAUUUAUUUGGUAGUGUAUUCAAAAUAAUUUCAAUAAAAUAAGUAAUAAAUACAGUACAAACAUAUGUAUAAGGUCAUCUAUUUAUUAAUACACUUGAAUACAUUUUCCGAUUA